Molecule: messenger RNA, 2154 nt
Organism: Sinocyclocheilus rhinocerous
Lineage: Eukaryota; Metazoa; Chordata; Actinopteri; Cypriniformes; Cyprinidae
Product: tumor protein D54-like
Exons: 8
Coding region: 59-664 (201 amino acids)
Cellular component (GO): cytoplasm
Source: RefSeq, a predicted model, not a curated record
GACAGACAUCAGUCUGAACUCUCCACAUAAAGGCCUGGGCUCUGACUCUCUCUCAGACAUGCCUGAAGAGAGGGGGGCGGCUGCUGUGAGUCCAGGGACUCUCCCUCCGGGUCUGACAGAGGAGGAGGCCGAGGAACUGAGACUGGAGCUCACCAAGGUUGAGGAGGAGAUCCACACCUUGAGGCAGGUGCUGUCAGCUAAAGAGCACCAUGCAUCGGAGCUGAAACGUAAACUGGGCCUGAGCCCCCUGACCGAGUUCAAACAGAACAUCACCAAAAGCUGGCAGGACGUCCAGACCUCAAACGCAUAUCUUUCAGCUUCUGCCACUCUGGAUGACAUUUCCAGCUCUGAAGUGUAUAAAAAGACUCAGGAAACGCUGUCUCAGGCUGGACAGAAGACCUCAGCCGCCCUCUCCACCGUUGGCACGGCCAUCAGCAGGAAACUGGGUGACAUGAGAGCUCUUCCUUUCUCUAACACCUUUGGUAGCAACUACUCCAUUCGCCAUUCAAUAAGUAUGCCAACUAUGAGGAACUCUCCAACCUUCAAAUCAUUUGAGGACAAAGUUGGAAACAUCAAGUAUAAGGUGGUUGGAGGGAAAGCCAAUGGUGAAAGUGCCCACUCUCCGAACGAGUCCAACCCGAUGCAGGACAACGCUCCGUUCUGAGAGCCCACCCUCUUGAUUUAAACACUUAUCUCAUUCUUUGUGAAUCCUGACUACACCUACACUUCCGUUCUCCCAGUUCUCCCGUUCUCUCUGAAUUCUUUCAUCCCUCCUUCCUCUGUCUCCUUUGAUACCCCUUCACCUACUGCUAGCAUGUGCUUGCUCAUCUCACUGAAAACACACACGUAGUACAGAUUCUGUGACAUGAAAUCAUCACAGGUUGUACAAAAGAAGACAAAUGAUGAAUCAUUUUGUAUUAGAAACUAUUUUACACUGCUUUGCAUAAUGUUUUUACAUAACUUUUAUCUAUAUAUGACUAUAAUGGAAUACAAAUAACUAUAUUUAAACAGUACUGCCAAGCAGCAUUCAUCAGUUGGCAGAGGGGUAUAAAAUACUCAAAGAAGAAACAUUUAAAUCUCAAGGGGGGUGGAUUUUAGACCAAUAAAGAAAAGAAACUUGCUGCUGGUUUCUAUGCUGCUGAGCAUUCAGUUGAGUUAUUUUUGACUCGGUACAAUGUGAAGCUGUACACCUGGUGAAUGUCUGACCCUCUCUGUCGGCCUUACACUCGCACUCUCUAUUGCUUUGUUGGUCUGUUGCUGGUGAAAACCUGUUACCCUAAAUAGUUUUUUGCUUGAUCUUUUUUUAACCUUUGCUUUUUCUUGCUCUUGUUCAGUUAUUUUUUUUCACUGAUGGGAAUGUUUUAUUUAUGCUGUUUGUCGGGAAUCACUUGCCUUUGCUUUGUGCCAUGCUGUGUGUACCAGAUGCCAUAGACUUUUUGCUGUCAGAAUGUUUCACACACACAAACUAUCACCAAACUAUCACAUCACAAAGAUCACUGUUAAAUUUUAAGAAAUAAAAAAGAAGUUACUCUCAAGUGCACUAACCCAAAAUGUCAAAUGGCGAGUAGGUCCUGCUAAGUAAGUUGAAUUUCUUUUGUUAGUGGCAUUUGUUGGUUUUUCCCAACAGACGUGAACACUAUUGUAGUCAGUAUCGUAGCACAGUCACUUUUUACCGGAAAGAUAUUGGAAUAUAUUUCAUUAUUAGUAAAUGUAAUCUUAUUUUGCUUCAUUUUUAUCUGUUCUAUCCUAAUAUUUAAUUCACUUACAUGGGUGUCAGUGGGUGGCCUUGUUUCAGUAUAUUACACCAUGAUUACAUGCCUCAUUGUUUGAGAUGCAAGGGACUGAUGCAGAUGAUGAGAUGCCAACUUCAUGUGACUUUCUACUGGAAUCCAUGUGUAAAAUGCCAUAGAAUUAUGUGGAUACACCUGUAGUUCUGCAAACGGUGAAAAGAUGACAAAAGAUCAUGAACAUUCAGAGGGAAAGGACUUUUUUAUUAUUAUUUUGGGGAGGUUGUUUAGUUAACAGGCACCAUAUAGCUUUAAAUUAGAGAUCUCAGCCUAGUUGUUCAGAUUGUUUUCUUUAACAACAACAGUGGUGUUAUUCUUCAUUUAUUUUUGUCAGUUUCUAUAUCAAUAAAGCAUUCGUUAAAAUGGC